GUAUCGACUUCACGUCGGUUUUACGCGUUUUCCCUGUGAAAUUUUCAGGGAAAAACCUGUGCAAUAACCGCGAAAAUAUUCAAUAUAUCCUCUAAUAUAUAUAUAAAGUGUUAUAUACAGUUAUCUAUAAUAUAUUACUAACGGUUUAGGUGGGAAAACUCGUACAAUAUACUAUAUAUUCCAGGCCUUCAAGAUGGCAGUUUUACAAUGAACUGUGGUAAAAUUUCCGUUUCCUUUAUAUAAUCUGUGAUUUAUUUGUGUCGUAAAUGGUGUUCAAGGUGUGAAAAAGUGAUGAAAACGCCAAACUGUAUUCGAAAAAGAGAUGAGACAGUGUGAAAAGCGGGCGAGCCACGGCGGCUAGCAGACAUGGAGGGGGGGUGGCUGGUGCUGGCGGCCGUACUCAUAGCGGCGCACGCGCAGAACAACAGGAAUGAUGGCCCGCGGUUUCUCUCACGCGGUCACUCCUUCAGGACUGUCGUUGGAGACACUUUACUACUGCCUUGUCAGGUUCAGAACUUGGGGUCUCUGGUCCUCCUGUGGAGGCGUGGACCCGCUGUCCUAACGGCUGCCAGUCUAAUGGUCACCAGGGACGAGAGAUUCAGACUGGUAGAUGGUUAUAACCUGCAGAUAACCGACGUGGGCCCACAGGAUGCAGGAGACUACGUAUGCCAGAUCUCCGAUAGAAUUUCCCGUGACCAAGUUCACACAGUGGAAGUACUGGUCCCUCCCAGCGUGAGAGCGUCGCCGGAGUCUCGGCACGCGGCCGCACGUCGUGGAGGCGCUGCAGUAUUAGAAUGCAGAGCUGCUGGCAACCCAGUACCAACUGUCACUUGGCAUAAACUGAAGCUACCUGAGCCAACAAAUUGGCCUGAACUGAAUGACACAAAUACUCGGCUAGGCGAAGGACCUCAACUGCAACUGUCGAGGUUGGAGCGUCACCACAGCGGACGGUACGCUUGCACCGUCGACAAUGGCGUGGGUACACCUAUUGUUACUGAAUUCCAGCUACAAGUGCUAUAUCCGCCAGAGAUAACAGUGGAGAGGUCGUGGGUACAUACAGGCGAAGGUUUCAGGGCGGAACUACUAUGUACAGUGCACGCAGACCCGCCGGCAGAGGUGGGGUGGUACCAGAAUUCGUUCCCGUUGAGUGCAUCCGACAGAAUUACAAUGUCGGCGCGCGGCAAUAACCACACUCUCCUAAUAGGGAACGUUCAACCUGAGGACUUUGGUAAUUACAGCUGCGUAGCUGACAACAGCCUGGGCCGCGCGCGGCAGCACGUGGAGGUGUCGGGGCGGCCCGGGCCUGCGCGGUUCACGUCGCCGCCGCUCGCGCGCCGCGCCGCCGCCUACCUGCUCGCCUUCAGCGUCGACUCCUACCCGCCGCUCGACGAGCUGCGCCUGCUGUACCGGCAGCUGGCGAUCAACGAGUCGUUCCAGCAGCCGGGCCGCUGGCACGACGUGGUGCUGCCGGCGCCGCGGCCCGCCCCCGCGUCUAGCUCCGUCUCGCUCACGCACCGCGUCACGCACGAGCUGCGCGGCCUGCAGCCCGGCGCCGUCUACGAGGCCAUCGUGCAGGCCAAGAACCGCUACGGCUGGAACGAGGUCAGCGACAUCUUCCAAUUCCACACGCUAGGGAACGCGCACAGCGCGCACGCGGACGAACUGACACCAAUGUUCGCGUGCGCCAACAUCCACCCACUGGCGUUUUACGUCAUGCUAACCGCCUUAUAUAUAACGAUCGCGCUCGCCUGAUUGGCCGACCGUCGGUUCGAAAUUUAAACAUCGUUUCGCGACUUUCGAAUUUUUUAACCGCUUUUUAUCGUAAAACGAAUGGACUUGACACCAAAAUUAGGUGAAUUUAAGUGUUGUGACAGAAAGACGACCUAUUAUUUACUAGUACGCUUACGAUGAGAAAUUUAACUGACAGUGAUU
Achroia grisella is the source of this 1932-nucleotide messenger RNA. Its product is annotated as lachesin-like. NCBI's taxonomy places the organism in Eukaryota, Metazoa, Arthropoda, Insecta, Lepidoptera, Pyralidae. Gene Ontology annotation, cellular component: plasma membrane; neuronal cell body; axon. Gene Ontology annotation, biological process: homophilic cell-cell adhesion; synapse organization. The transcript is spliced from 13 exons. Bases 367 to 1752 code for a protein of 461 amino acids. Gene Ontology annotation, molecular function: axon guidance receptor activity; protein binding. The record is from RefSeq and is a predicted model, not a curated record.